Molecule: messenger RNA, 5360 nt
Organism: Scaptodrosophila lebanonensis
Lineage: Eukaryota; Metazoa; Arthropoda; Insecta; Diptera; Drosophilidae
Gene: unc-5
Product: netrin receptor unc-5
Exons: 10
Coding region: 902-4249 (1115 amino acids)
Biological process (GO): motor neuron axon guidance; netrin-activated signaling pathway
Cellular component (GO): membrane
Molecular function (GO): protein binding; netrin receptor activity
Source: RefSeq, a predicted model, not a curated record
GCAUAAUUGCACGUGUCUGUGUGUGUAAGAGUGUGUGAGUGAGGCAAUGUCAAUGCCGACAAUGACGCUAUUUUAUUGAUGAUGAUGAUGAUGAUGAUGCGAUGCUGAUGUUGUCUUUAAUAUAAAAGCAGUGAGUAGAACCAGCAGGAUAUUCGAGCGCUGUGCGUGUGCGUGUUUGUUGCAACAUUAUGUGAAGUGUACAAUUUAAAGGCAUAAAUGGAAAUUGCUGUGUGUGCCUACAAAUACACACACACACACACAUAAAUUCACAUAUACAUACAUACAUACAUAUGCCUAUAGAAAAACUAUGAAAUAUUGAUAUGCUGCAUGGCCGAAAGGUAUGAGAGCCACAAGGGGGGCGCAAACAAAAAACUGAGACUCAAACAAGAGCGAUAAGGUUACAGAUGUCCUAAGAAUACACACACAUGUAUACAGUAUAUCUGUACAUGCAUACAUACAUAUAUACAUAGACGUCUGUGUGCGCUAAAGGAUACGCAGUAAAAGGUGCAUGUAACUGGAUACAUGUUUACUUAUAAGUAGGCUCGCCGUUUUGGACAUAAAAGCAACGACCGCACUGCAGCAGACAGCAAUAGCAACAGCAGCAGCAGCAGCAUUGACAGCAACAACAACAACAACAACAGCAGCAGCAACAACACAUCGCUUCUACCACGUCAGCAAGCAAACAACAACAAUAACGACAACGAGCUAAUGCUAAUGCUGAUGCCUGCAGCCAGAGUCGAGACGCAGACAAGGGUCGCAGGUGCUGCAUUGUACAGGAAACGCAGGACAAGACAACGACGUGCGUCUGAGUGAUAAAGCAAAGUGACAACGAAAAAUAUUUACGACGAGCCAAGACGAGAGCACCGACAAAACAACAGCACCUACAAUAAUAGCUAGGAGCAUGUCGUCGUCGUCGGCGUCGGUGAUUAAUACAGCCGGAAAUGUGAUUGUACUUAUUGUGAACCUACAAUUAAUAUGGCCGUUGUUGGCCAAGGAGCAGCUGCCUCUGCCGCUGCCCCUGCCACUCACUCUGUCCCUCCCACAAGCUGAUUAUAGCGGCAGCAUGUCUGUGGAAGACAUGAUUGAUCCGUUGACCGCCAUUGCACCUUUUGCCAGCCACGAUGUCUAUCGUGAGGACCUGGAUCUGAGCUUAAAUGGUGCCGAUCAGCGUCAGCGGAAUGCAGUCACAGAAGAUAGUGCGCCACAGCCACAGCCCCAGCGCCCAACCCAAGAUUUGGCUUCGAACAGCAGUGAGGAUGCCACCAAAUUCCGUAGCUCAGAGUUUGAGGGACGGGCCAGUGGGACUCUGCUGGAGGAGUUUAACGGUGGCAAGCUUAAUGGUGGCGAGGCCAGCAAUACGCUGCCCAUAUUUCUAAGCGAGCCAGAGAGUGUGUUCGUGGUCAAAAAUCGACCAGCGGUCCUCAAAUGCAAGGCCUCUCAUGCCCUGCAGUUGCACUUCAAAUGCAGCGGCAGCUCCCAACCGCCGCCAUCAACGCACGACAAGCAUGUCGAUCCGCACACCGGAGUGCAUGUGGAGGAGGUGACCGCUACCAUCCAUCGCGAUCUUGUCGACGAGUACUUUGGAAAGGGUCCCUUCAAGUGCGAGUGCCAGGCGUGGUCAUCACGUGGCGUUGUCAAGAGCCAGGCGGCCACAGUGCACAUUGCAUACAUACGCAAGUCCUUUAAUCAGUCGCCCACAUCGCUGCGCAUCGAGUUGGGCAGUCGGGCGGAACUGCAUUGCGAAUCGCCGGGCGGCUUUCCCGAGCCAAAAGUUACGUGGCACAAGAACAAUGCGCCCAUAACGGGUGAAGGCGACCCAACCAUAACCGUCGCCGGGGGCACUCUGACGUUCCGGCAGGUGGCGCUGCAGGACAUGGCCAACUACAGUUGCAGUGCGGAGAAUGUGGCGGGCAGGCGACUCUCCGAUUCGGCAGUGCUCAUUGUCUAUGUUAACGGUGGCUGGAGUGCCUGGAGUCCUUGGAGCGAGUGCAAAUGCGCUGGGAAACCGAGUCGCCAGGGGGGACAGGGUCGGAAGCGAACACGCACCUGCACCAACCCGAUGCCAUUGAAUGGUGGGUCGCAAUGUGUGGGCCCGCAUAUACAGAAGUCCGUCGAUUGUGCUGCCUGUCCAGAGGACACUCAAAUUGUGAGCGCUGAUGGAUUUGACAUUUCGUCGAGUAAGCGCAUUGCGCGAUGGUCAGCGUGGAGCGAUUGGAGCAUUUGCUCCGCGGAAUGCAUUCAAGUGCGUCGCAGAAAAUGCGUCACAAAUGGCGUAGCGGUCGGGGGCGAUGUGGCAGAUGAGACUGGAGAAUUGCUUGGAGUGGGCGCCGCGGCGCUGAGUGGCAGCAGCAGCAGCGGUGCCGGAAGUAGUGGUGUGGGUGGCGAUGGCAAUGGCAGCGGCACUUUGGGUAUCAACGUUGGCGGCACAGGAUAUGGCAAAUCACUCUGCAGCGGAAAGGACAUACAAACGGCCGAAUGCCGUGGAGAGCAGUGUCAAAUUGGCAAGGAUGACUUCGAUUGGACGCUCUACUUGGGUCUCGCUUUCAUCACGGCCGUGUGCUUCGCCUUUGGCGCUGCUCUAAUCUGCUGUGCUCGGCGUGGAAUACGCGCAAAUCCCCACUACAAUAUGGCGCGCUCAGUUAUGGAUGGAGAUUAUAUGCCGGGCGUUGUUGAUAAGAAGGAGAUGCGAAUGCACAUUGAGGCGGCCAAUUGUGGGUACGAUUAUGUCAAUCCGGGACAUCGUUACCUGCCCGGCGAGCAUGUGCAUGUGGGCGGAGUGGGUGUGGCCGAACAUCACUACGAUGUGCCUAAUCUGGCAGCUAACUACACAAAUCCCAUCGAUGAUCUGAGUGCUGACUAUUUGUCGGAAACAGGCGAGUCGUCAACAGCAGACACCUCCAACUCAACCUUCGACAUGAAUGCAAAGCUGUCGUUGCUGUCUGCCUCCAAAAGCACCACCUACGAACUUCUCAGCAGUAGUGGCGGCCAGCUGCGGCUCUAUGGGGGGGAGCUGCUACUCUUUGUGCCUGAGCUGGCCAUUGGCAAGCAUCUGAAGAAGCACGUUUCCCUGAUGCUGCUCAGCGAUGAGUGCAGUCGCAUUGCCUGCGCCACAGACAGCUCCCUGCUCUGCAGUAGCGUGGUGCACAGUGCGCCCCGUAACUACAGCUUUGUAAAACCGGUUAUCCUGAAGAUUCCCCACUGCCUGAUGGCGCCGGAGCAAUGGCAUGUCCAUAUCUAUCAUGCGGACAGCGAGCACGACGAUCUGAAUGUCAGUUGGCGACGGGCUGUCUCGGUGGGUGAGGAGACCAUCAACACGCCCAUGUUCGUCCAGCUGGAGCCCACUCAUGUCUACAUCAUGACCGAGCAGUUGGGUCACUUCGCUGUAGUGGCCGAGCCGCGCAUCCAACAGCCCGCCAUCAAGAUGAAGCUGCUCGCCUUUAGUCAGAGCACGCCCAGCAGUUUGAACAGCAGCCUUCGAAUCUACGUGGUCAAGGACUUUCCCAACAGCAAGGACCUCUGCGCGAAUGUGGAGUCUAAGCUGGGCGGCACCUUCAUGGGCGAGAGUGCACCUUUUGCUUUUGUGCUGAACAGCCUCAACCUCAACAUCCGUGUUCGCUGUAUUGAUGCGACGGAGCCAUCGCCUCUCUACGAACAUGCCAUACCCUACCAGCACAUCUUGAGCAACAACUCCAUCCUGCACUGUGAGUUCAGCAUACGCCGGCAGGAGCAACAGACCCUCUGUGUGGACUUUGUGCAGUCGAGUAGUGCAGAGGACUUGGACGACUUCGCUCACAUGGUGCACACGUUCAGCAUUCCAGCACAGACAUCGCAGCUGGGCGCUUCGCUGGAAGAGCUGGGGUCCACCACCAACACCACCAUUUCCAUAGACAGACAAGGCAACUAUGUGAACGAGAGUUGUGUGAUGGACUUCGUCCAGCUGCCGCAUGCCACGAAGCGUCUGAUCUGCGCUGCCCUGGAUCCACCGCGGGCAGAUGAGCGGGAUUGGCGACUACUUGCCAAGAAACUGAGCACAGAUAGGUACAUUGCAUACUUCGCCACCAAGCCUUCACCCACCGAGCAAAUACUGAACCUGUUCGAGUGUCGUGCCAACAACAAUGCAGUGGCCAAUGGUUCCAGUUCCAGCUCUGUCUCCCACACAGUCAUGGCUCUCCUGCAGAUCCUGAAGGAAAUGGGUCGCCAAGAUGUACUCGACAUAAUUGUGCAAACCAUUGGUCCGCUGUGGAUCUAAGCUUUGGAGAGCUAACUGUGUUGCCAAAAACGAUAAACAAAAUGUUCAUGAGUUGCCUUUUAUUUAAAAAAUGUAUUGAAUGUAUUUAAUUGAUGUGUGAGUGAUCGGCUCGAGCUCUGUUUCUGGCCCAUAAGCGAAAAGCUGUCUCGAAGGAAACGAUUACAUGAAAUGCAAAUCAAAGUUUAGUCUUAAGUCUUAGCCUGUAAGUUAUGUGUAGUGUUGUGUUUUAAGGUAACUUGCUCAACGAACUCUGUUCCCCAUGGGUGCCAUGCAUUUUUGUACGAAUACGAAUAUGAAUACUAAGUGAAUUGGAAGGAUAAAGUACGAGUAGUGUAAACUUUAUUGUGGCUUAGCAAACUUAUAGUUCUAAACUCAACUCAACUGUAUAACUACGAAUAUUUAUUAUAACGAAUAGCGAAUAACGGAUACUUGAUUAGGUUAGCCCACGGAUUUCACAAGUUUCUAUGCAAAGAUCCCCAUCUGGACCCCUGACUGAGGCAGUCGACCUGACCUCAGUUCAAUAUACUGCUCGUAUAUAAACCCAUAUGAUGUAUUAUCCAUACACUUGAUGGCUAGGAAGUAGUUGUGUGAACUGUUUGCCAAAUCGUUGAAUUUCUCAACCGACUCUAGUUAUAGCACAUAGACACAAAUACCAGCAGUAAAUGAUCAAAUCGGAAAUAACCGUAGUGCAUACAAUAUAUAUACAUCCAUAUAUAUCGCAUAUAUAUACACCCCCUUAUACAUAUAGUUUAUGAAUUUAGUUCGUAGUGAAAAGUGAAAAUGAGUAGCUUGUUAGACGUACUCAAGUGAUAACCUUUGUAUUUGUCUCUAGUAUUAAGUACACUACCGUUUAAAUUGUUAAUCAAACUACAUAUAUAUUUAACAAUUACAAACACAUACAGUAAAAUUAGUGGCCCAAAUCCAAAACCGAACUACAGAUACAAACUUACCAUUACCACAGAAAUGGUCAAACGAGUAACAACAAAAUAAAAGGUAGAACAGUUCCAUUGCUGUUUGUAGCGUUGGUAAGAUUAUUUUUUAUUUGAUCAUGUAGUUUAUAUAUACAUACUAUAUAUUGAUAAAACGGGAAAAACAUGAGCAGAAAUAAAGA